Messenger RNA from Petromyzon marinus (sea lamprey), 6560 nucleotides. Lineage: Eukaryota; Metazoa; Chordata; Hyperoartia; Petromyzontiformes; Petromyzontidae. The record is from RefSeq and is a predicted model, not a curated record.
AGGGAGUGUUCCGAGAGGGAGAGAGAGAGGCGGGUCCUGCUCUUUGUGCUCAAAGUCAUCGCCAUCGCCUGGAUUACUUCGCGAAAGCGCCGUGCUCUCUCGCUCUCCCGGGAGAGGAGAAGGGAGAGGGAGGGGAUAGGAGAGAGGGAAAAGGAGAGGAUAGCGUCCCUCGGAGCCACCAUGAGCCAGCUCGCGAGCAAGUUGCGCACACUGGCGCAGAGACGAGAGCUCUCCCGAGCCCCGAGUCCCAUCGGCACGUCGGAGACCCCGGCCAGACCCCCGCUCGCCGCCCCCUCCGCUCCGAGCCCGGGGGGGGACCCCGACCAGCAGGGCGAGGUGGGCGGUGGCGUGAAGCGUUUCGAGGUCCUCUACGUGGGACGCCUCGCAGUGGGGGGCAAAUUGGGCCCCCCCUCGCUUGUCGACGACAGCAUCACGGCGCUGCACUGGCGCUACGGCGCUGAAGGGGACAGCUCCCCGGAGGACCCCUGCGAGCCCGGUCGAGACCCCUUCGAAGCCGACCCCCCCGACCCCGCGGGGAGCCCGGGCGGGCCCCGUGGAGGGCAGAGUUCGGGGUCCAGGAGGAGUAAGCUGGACACGCAGAGGGACCGCACGAUGCUAUUCCAGGUGGGCGAGGCGUACGUCACUCUGGUGAGUCCCGACUGCAAGGGCGUGGUGCUGGAGAGGUCUUUCCAAGACAUCUCCUACUGCUCGCGGGGCCUCUCCAGGACCGACCACUUCGGCUUCAUCUGCAGGGAGGUGGUCGGGACGGGGCCCACCAGCACGCACAUCUGCUACGUGUUCCAGUGUACGGACACGUCACUGGUGGAUGAGAUCAUGAUGACGCUGAGGCAGGCCUUCCAAUCUGCGGCCGCCAACAACGUCGCCCGUCGCAGGCCUGGGCCGGAGACGCGGGCAACCACAACCACAACCACCCGGCCAGCACACGCUGGUGUCCAUGCGAGGAGGGACGACGCUGGUGGAGGGCGAGGCGUGGAGGGCGACGCGCGCACAUGGACGUCCACGCGUCUACGUGCACAGGAGCCCACGCGGAGCCACAGAAGCUCGGGCCAGCAGCAGCAGCAGCAAGAGCAGCAGCAGCAGCAGCAUCAUCAGAGCUCAGGCGGUUUAGGCAAACUGGAAUUCCUGAAGAGCAAGGCCUCCAAAGGUCUCGCCACCUCCCUGGAGAACAUCUUCUCGGCGCUGGGAGGCGCCAAGCCCAGGAGUGGCUCUGGGAGCGACAGCCUCAGGUCCCGGAGUAACACCUUCACCUCCGACUCCUCCAGGGAGUCGACAUCUCCACCACCCUCCCCCCCUCCACUGCGGCCCCCCCCCACGGGGACCCAGGCCGGCGGAGGGCUGCGUGCCCCCCACGCCGCCUCCUCCAACGACCAGGACAGCAGCGACCCCGACACCCCGGAACUGGUGACCCCCAAAUACCGGCGGGGGGGUCCGGAGGCGACUGCGGUCGGGGAGGGGCUAUCCCGGGGCCGGGACCCCCGCCCCGGGGUCCCACAGGGGUCUGGAGAGGGGGCCGCCGCCUGGAGGAGACCCCCACGUGCGCCGCGGCAUCCCACGGUCACCCCAGAAGCCAUGGCGGCGCGCAGACGAAGCAGUGAGGUUGUUGCGGAGCCGCGGAGUGGGGGGGCGCGCCCCCCGCUGGUGCGCCGCCUCUCGUGGAGGCAGCAAAUCUUCCUGCGCGCCUCCGAGCUCGACGCGAGCUCCUUCACGCGCCCAGAUUCGCUGGACGGCUGCCCGUCGGACGUGCCGGUGCUGCCCCCCACGGCGGAGGAGGGGGAGGAGGGAGCGGUGCAGCGCCGCUGGCACCGCCACGCGGUGAGGACGCGGUGGCGCAAGGCGAUCCAGGAGCAGAUCCUGCUGCUCAGGAUGGACCGCGAGAACCGGAGACUCCAGGCCCACCACGACGACCUGCAGACGAAGCGCGUGAAGCUGGACUACGAGGAGGUGACGCCCUGCCUCAGGGAGGUGACGGCGCUCUGGGAGUGCUGGCUCGCCGCUCCCGACCGCGCCCACGUGCUCCGCAGCCACGAGCAGCUCAGCGCCGCCGUGUGCCGCGGCGUGCCGCGUGCCCGGCGUGGUGAGAUCUGGCAGUUCCUCGCUGAGCAGCACCGGCUCCGGCACCCGCAGCGGGGUCAGCACGAGGUGGGGCAGCAGCAGCUGGCGGACAUCCCCUACCACACGCUGCUCAAACAGCUGACGGCACAGCAGCACGCCAUCCUCAUCGACCUGGGCCGCACGUUCCCCGCCCACCCGUACUUCUCGGCGCAGCUGGGCUCGGGCCAGCUGGCGCUCUACAACCUGCUGAAGGCCUACUCGCUGCUGGACCCCGAGGUGGGCUACUGCCAGGGCCUGAGCUUCGUGGCCGGCGUGCUGCUGCUGCACCUCGACGAGCGCGACGCCUUCGCCCUCCUCAAGUUCCUCAUGGGCCACAUGGGCCUGCGCCGCCAGUACCAGCCCGACAUGACCACGCUGCAGAUCCAGAUGUACCAGCUGUCGCGGCUGCUGCACGAUCACCACCGCGAGCUGCACGCCCACAUGGAGGAGGCGGAGAUUGGGCCCAGCCUCUACGCACCGCCCUGGUUCCUCACUCUCUUCGCAUCACAGUUCCCUCUCGGAUUCGUCGCCCGUGUGUUCGGAUGCUGCUGCUUUGGUUGUCAUCAGCAGUCCCAGCGAACGGCUCCGCAUGAUCUCCCCCGGCCCCCAGACCUGGUGUUCCUGCAGGGCCCCGAGGUGGUGUUCAAGGUGGCGCUGGCGCUGCUGGGCUCGCACGACGCGCUGCUCAUGCAGACGUGCGACAGCUUCGAGAGCAUCGUGGAGUUCCUCAAGAGCACGCUGCCCAACCUCGGCCUCGUGCAGAUGGAGAAGACCAUCAACCAGGUGCUGAGUCUGGACCUGACGCAGCAGCUGCAGGCGUUCGAGGUGGAGUACCGCGUGCUGCGCGACGAGAUGCACGCCGGCUCCACGCCGCCCCCCCAGCCCUCCAGGACCCCCCGAGGGGGGAGUGCCGGCGAUCAAAACCACGACCACGAUCACGACGACGAGGACGACGACGAUCACGACGACGAGGCGAGGAGCAGGACGAGCGAAGCGACGCGCUGGGCGGCGCUGGAGAGGGAGAACGCGGCGCUCCGCGAGGAGAACGCCGGACUCCGCGCGGAGCUGCAGGCGUGCGUGGACCGCGUGCGGAGCCUGGAGGCGAGCGUCGAGAGCCUGGCGAGCGCCGAGUGCAAGCUGCGGCAGAGUGCGCGUGCCGCGGACAUCGAGCGCUCCGCCCUCCUCGCCACCGUGGAGGCCCUGCGACUGCAAGGCGCUGCGGCCGACCCCCCACUAUGAAAGGGGGCCCCCCACACCCCCCCCCCCGGACCCCCCCUUGCUGCUCUGAGCAUACCCCCCCCCCCUCACCGACUAUGAGAACAAUCUCGUGGUUCCACGUCUCUGGCACCGCCAGCACGACACUGCCUCUGCGGGAUGCGGGGAGGACGAUGAUUGCGAGUCACGUGGGGUGGAGAGCUGGGGGGAGCUGAGCCCCCCCCCCCCCCCCCCCACUCCACUACGCUCACCCUGGACACCCUGCGAUAGAAGACUUUAGCUCACACGUUUGGAGGGGGCGCAUGAGCGACGUUUUUAUUCUGGUGGUCGGGGGGAGGGGGGUGUUUGUAUUGGGGGGCCGUGCCCCACCUCCUGUACAGCAGUGUUGUCCAUCUUUUGUGUCCCACCGAGCUGGGGAGGAGCUCGGAGUUGCGUUGGAGAGAUCACCACCGGCACUCUGGACGGCGCCGGUGGUGAUGCCACCAACACCCAUCGUCAUGGCUCCCUUCCCUCUGGCAGACCCAGCAGUUGUUUGCACAGUCAACACCUCUGUGGCGGAUCCAAGGGGGGGAGUGGUAGGCGAGGGGCGAUGGGGUCAAUUGAAAAAUCGAGACCUCGAAAAUUUUAAUUUCAUUGAUAUUUACCACGGAAAAGAUAUCGACUUGUAUUUUUAAUGUAAGGGCUUAUUUAAAAAGCUUGAAAUAUCGGGAUGCGCCCCCUCCCCUCUCCCUUGGGAAGUUUCUGAUCUGCCUCUGUGCCACCUCGUGACCGCGUGCCCCAAGUCCCAUCACACCCAUGACGUUCCCUCCACUGACGGUGUGGGCGAGUGCCGCCCCUCCCCCUCACCACGUGGCAAUCGGUGCCCCCCCCCCCCCCCCCGUGCCCGAGAAUCAACUUCAGGGGCAGUGCCGGCGAAAGUGGCCGUGAGUGGACGAAUGUUGGAGUGGAAAGCCAAAUCCAGCCCCCCCCCCCCUUGCCCUUGUAAAGUCCCAAAUAGUCCAUGACCCCAGGCCACAUUUCGUUCAACGGUACCACCCAAGGUUGGCGCAACUUGAUCGAUUCCAAUCAAAAGUUUCGGCCAAUUCAGAGCGAAUUACUUGAUAAAUAUGUGCGGCUCUGGAGUGUUGCUACCUUCGCGUCUACAGAGUUCUGCUCGGGCCUUCGGGCUUGAGAAGGUCCAGAGGGCCCCAAAAACAUCAAGGUGGGGGGGGAGAGCGAGGAGCGGAUUCCGUGCGGCCAAAGUAUCGGUGCAGUGUUACGAGUUGGCGUCAUUGUGACGGAGAUGAUGAUGAUGAUGAUGGUUCUGCCCCCUAGCUGCCCCACUGGGCAUCAGCCCGGACAGCCGGUGGGGAGUGGGGGGGGGGUACAGAUCCGGGCCACGGAGUCUCCGUCCGCCCGUCUCUUUCGAGACGCCGCGGGUUUCCCGUGUAAAUGUUAAACUCGUGUUAUUUUAUGUUAUAUGCUAAUGUUGAAAACGACCGUGAGCUUGCCAAACUCGCCUACUUUUUUUAACGCGAAAGAAAAAUCCGUAGAAUAUAAAGCCAGUUUACCGCAACACUAUUGACCCAAUUCUUAAACGGCAACAAUGUUUUUUUUAUACGGUCAAUUCACCAUGCGUGAGUGGGGGGCAUUAUGGGUAAAAUCGAAUGACAGAAGCAGGGUUAUCGUCUCGCUCUCUUCACGUGUAAAUACGUGUUUCGGUCCCAUUGAUGAAACAACAUUUCCACUUUUAACAAUUGCUUUCCAGACCAAUGGUAUCCGGUAGAACAUUGUUGCAGCUGGCAAACUGUGGAUGGGGUUUAUACCAGUGCGCCUCAUCAGUCGAUUCAGGUCUGAUCUUGAAGUAGAAACGCCACUUGCUGCUGUUACUCCAGAUGCAGUUGCGUGUACACGGGGCGAUCCUGAACGGUGCACAUGCAGCACGGUACUGAAUAGAGCCUCGACAAAAAACACAGCAGACGUGUAUCACCCUCCUGGAGUUCAGGUGUAAGUUGAAAGCACUUUGUGAAAAUCCCACGUGUGUGAUUGUACAUCUUGGCCCACUGUGUUUGGGGCGGCCGCGAUCGUGACAUGGAGGAGGGCGAUCAGAGGAGAGACGCUGGUUGGUCGCGCAAGGGUUACGUUCGGUCGACACGGAGCCCACCACGUGGAUGAGGGGGGUGGGGGGAAAUGGAUGUGCAGUGUUUUUGAGAGGUCACGAUUUGCCCUCCGCCUUUGGCGAUUCGAUGACUUGUCGCGAUCAAUAAUCGUACCUCGAAGCGAGAAUCGAUUUUUUUGUUAUUUUUUAAAGUUUGGCGGUGAGUGGCUGCAAUGGGUCAUGUGAACGCACAAUUACUCAUCGAUGAAUGCCAGUCGUUUUAACUCGAGCUCAUUUUAACAAAAAGCACCCCACGAACCCAGCCACUCGCCGGGCGCCCUCUCUCCAUCUCCUUUUCGAGGACAAUAAGAUGAGAGCGCCGUUUUUCCGUGUUUGUGUCUCCGCAUGAAAAAAAACCUAUUUAAGUUUAGUUUAUGGCAUCGGCCACGCGAGCAGGUCAUGGUAACGGCAGCAUUGGUUCGAUGCAGGCAAAUUUUGUACCGGUUCCGACCAUACAUCGUCUCGUCAGCAGUGCGACUACAGAGUCAAUGCUACUGAACUACCGGCACAACACGCCGUUUCUGUCUGUACCGCGAUGGGGUUGAGGCUAAACCGUCGCCAUCCAUCAAGUAAUUUUAUUUCACCCUGAACCCUGUUUUUUAAAUGGAAGCCUCGCGAUAAUGAUGUUGACGUGGAGAGGAAAAAAAAGUGAUAUUUUUACAUUAAAAAUAUAAAAUAUAUAUUUUUACAUUAAAAAUAUAGAAUAUAUAUUUUUAAUGGAAACCAAAGCGAUGAUGGGUCGCGGUAGCUUCUCUCCCCCCCUGCCCCCACCCCCGGACCCCGAACACCUCUUCUCUGAAGGCGCACACAACGAGCUCAUGACUUUCGUCGUCUCAUCGCUGUGAAUCAGAGCCGUCCCUCGGGUACGGCGACUCGGAGUGACCGCCCCGGGCCCCGUGUUUCGGGGUGGGGGCCGGUUUGGGGUGUUUCGACGUCACGGCGUCCGACGUAAUAUUUCCGGUUUAGUUUGAAGGCGUCGGAGGGCCCACGCGGUGGGGUUACCCCGGGCACCGCACCCCACCUAUGGACGGCCCUGCUGUGAAUAACAACAACAAUAAUUAUACUGUGCUUCCAAUAAAACGUGCUUCCAAACGUG